Molecule: messenger RNA, 477 nt
Organism: Dicrocoelium dendriticum
Lineage: Eukaryota; Metazoa; Platyhelminthes; Trematoda; Plagiorchiida; Dicrocoeliidae
Source: the annotation of a GenBank genome assembly
AUGGCUCAUCACGUGUCCCUUUCCGUCCGGAUGACCGUCCCCUAUGUGCCUACCUUUCUUGGCUACCGAGAAGUCGGUCCAUUCGAACAACUUGUGUCCAUGCUGAAGUCGGAAUGCCCUGAUCGUUUGCCGGACGUUUUCAUGAUUGAUGGCAACGGGACACUUCAUCCCCGAGGAUUUGGGUGCGCCUGCCAAUUCGGUCUUCAACUCGGCGUAUCCGCAAUGGGUGUGGCGAAGAAUCUUUUGGAAACGGAAGAACACCAUCCCGAUUCUGCCCGACUAAAGUCUAACGAAGGGUCAUUCUUGGAUCAGAGUCAAAUAAAUUGGAUCGGGGUUCAUCUUCCCAACUGCACUGGUAUUCUUCAUAACACUGGCUCUCACCAACAUCAUGGCUGCUGGCCAGACACCAUUUCAUUGUGUAGUGUUGAUACUCUGAAGCUAACAGCACACGCUGUACUCAAAUUGGUCACAAACUGA